This is a messenger RNA of Phyllostomus discolor (pale spear-nosed bat), 941 nucleotides long. RefSeq names its product cathepsin G-like. The transcript has 5 exons. Bases 55 to 867 code for a protein of 270 amino acids. The record is from RefSeq and is a predicted model, not a curated record. Gene Ontology annotation, molecular function: serine-type endopeptidase activity. Gene Ontology annotation, cellular component: intracellular membrane-bounded organelle; cytoplasm. Lineage: Eukaryota; Metazoa; Chordata; Mammalia; Chiroptera; Phyllostomidae. Gene Ontology annotation, biological process: proteolysis.
AAAUCUGACAGGAGGAAGUACCAGCAGCAGCUGUUGGGCAGCCUUCCCUGGAAGAUGCAGUUCCUCCUCAUCCUGGUGGCCUUUCUCCUACUCCCUGGGGCUGGAGCAGAGGAGAUCAUUGGAGGCCGUGAGGCCAGGCCCCACUCCCACCCCUACAUGGCGUAUCUUCGCAUCCAGUCACCAGGGGCAAGAUCUACUUGCGGGGGGUUCCUGGUGCGAGAAGACUUUGUGAUGACAGCAGCUCACUGCUUGGGAAGCACUAUAAUGGUCACCCUGGGGGCGCACAACAUCAGUAGGCAGGAAAGGACCCAGCAGCGCAUGUCUGUGCUCAGAGCCAUCCCACACCCUAGAUAUCACAGGCAGAACUUUCAAAAUGACAUCAUGUUACUGCAGCUGACAAAUAGAGCCAGGCGGAAUCGAUUUGUGAGGCCAGUGACUCUGCCUCGGUCCCAGGCCCAACUGAGACCUGGGUCCCGGUGCACUGUGGCUGGCUGGGGCCUGGUCAGCCGGAACAGACAAACAGACACACUCCGGGAGGUGAAGCUGGCGGUGCAGAGGAAUCAGGUGUGCAGCAAUCUCUUUAACAUCUUCAAUGGACAAAGCCAGAUUUGUGUGGGGAACCAGAGGCAGAGGAAGAACGCCUUCAGGGGGGACUCCGGAGGCCCCCUUGUGUGUAACAAUGUGGCUCAGGGCAUUGUUUCCUAUGGAAAUAGAGCUGGAACUCCUCCAGGAGUCUUCACUAAGGUUUCCAGGUACCUGCCCUGGAUAAACAGAACAAUGAGACGCUUUAAAACGGCGAAGAAUCAAAAGAGUCAUCAUACCACCCCACCUAUGGCGGACUCUUCUCUGGGACAAAGCUGGUUGUAAGAGAUUUAAUAAAUGCCCAUGUCUAGAGUGAAAAUAACUGGUUUCUCACAUUAUUAACAUCAUUCUGUACAAAU